Messenger RNA from Helianthus annuus (common sunflower), 1329 nucleotides. Its product is annotated as hyoscyamine 6-dioxygenase. The record is from RefSeq and is a predicted model, not a curated record. NCBI's taxonomy places the organism in Eukaryota, Viridiplantae, Streptophyta, Magnoliopsida, Asterales, Asteraceae. The transcript has 6 exons. Bases 197 to 1213 code for a protein of 338 amino acids.
UUUAAUCAAGGGGCUUCAUGUUUCUUAUUGUAUUUAUUUGGUUAACAUAGUAUGGCAUAUGCAAUACACAAAUGUGGAUGAUGUUGUUGUGAGUGCAUAUCAACUUGGUCAUUUGUAUUCCUUUAUUGUUAUUUAGGUUCUUAAACUUCUGCAAUUUGAAGGUUAUAAACUUGUAAAGAACUCAAAGGACAUAUUUAUGAGUUUCAGGGAUUUGCAUAUGGAGAUGAAGGAAGAUAAAGAUGCAAGGUGGUUCGAACUCGAAUGUGUACCUGAGGAUUACAUACCAUUAAAGGAAAAUAGACCCCAAAAUCUUGAUAGUCCUGUUUGUGAUUCCAUUCCUGUCAUAGAUCUUGCGAAACCAAAUGGACUCGUUGAAGAAAUCUUGAAGGGUUCUCAAGAAUUCGGUUUCUUUCAGGUGAUAAAUCAUGGAAUCCCAGAAAAGAUAUUGAUUGAUGCAAUGAAUGUUCUUAAGGAAUUCUUUGACAUGCAAGGCAAAAACGCACCAACUGGAACUAUCCCAGAUAAAAAAGGUUAUAUUUACACACGUAGCGAUUUCGCAGAUGAUGGCACAAAUUUAUGGAGGGAAAAUCUUAAACAUCCUUGUCAUCCAUUGGAGAGAUGCAUUCAUCUAUGGCCAGAUACACCGACUCGAUAUCAGGAGGUGAUCGCAACAUAUUUAGUAGAAAUACAAAAAUUGAGUUCAAGGAUUUUAGAGAUGAUUGAUGAAGGAUUAGGACUCGAACAAGGGCACUUUAAAAAUACAAGUGAAGUUCAGUUAUUGUCAUCUAAUUUCUACCCGCCUUGUGCGGACCCGAGUCUAACUUUGGGAUUAUCACCACACUUUGAUACUAGUCUUAUCAGCCUUGUUUAUCAAGGAGGUUCACCUGGUCUUCAGUUUAUUAAGGAUGGUCAAUGGAUCAAUGUUGGAGCCAUUCCUAAUGCCUUUGUUGUUAACAUAGGUAACCAACUUGAGAUAAUUAGCAACAAGAAGUUGAAAAGUGUUCAACAUCGGGUCGUGACUAGUACACAUGCGACAAGAUUAAGCAUUGCAACCUUUGUGAACCCGUCUCUCGAUUGCAUCAUUGAACCAGCAAAAGUCUUGGUGAAUGAACUGGAACCAUCGCUUUACCCAACUAGUCAAUAUAAAGAUUAUGUUCAACGCACCAACGCGUUUGGUGCCUACACUGCUGCCAUCCUGAAUGCUAUGCGUUAAGAGAGUUGAAUAACAAUUGUUUACAGUUAAUAGUAUAGAUGUACAAGUACAAGUAAUAUUAUCGUUUAAUUAUAAAACUUUGAUAAUAUAAUAUUAUAUAAAUAUUGUUGACGAAA